AUGGAUUCAUUGAUCAAUAAGGAUGUUCCUCACAUAUGUGACACUGUUAAUAAGACGUUGGAGCUAGCUGAAUUCCGGUCAGCAGCAUUGACCCGGACGUUUGAUUUACGGUAUGAUUUAAUAUCCGCAUUGGUCGAGCGUUGGCGACCAGAGACCCACACUUUUCAUUUGCCGUGUGGGGAAUGCACUGUCACUCUGGAGGAUGUUGCAUUGCACUUUGAGCUCCCAAUCAACGGGGAUGCCGUCACGGGCGUAAGUGCAAUAGUUGAGCCGGCUGCACUUUGUUAUAGCCUACUAGGAGCCUCACCCGGCGAUGCUGAUCCUACUUUUUCGGAGUUGAAAUUUACAUGGCUAAAAGCCAUUUUUCAGCAUUUAUCAGUUAAUGCCACUGAAGAAGAAUUGGUGUGCGCAGCUAGAGCGUACAUUAUGCAUAUCAUAGGGGGUGUAUUGAUGCCCAAUUCCAACAACAACAAGGUUCAUAUCCAGUAUUUACCUCUGUUAGCUGAUUUGCGUAACGUUCGCUCGUAUAGUUGGGGUUCCGCAGUUCUCGCUAUGUUGUAUCGUGAGCUUUGUCUGACGACAAAGCCUGAUACCGUAGACAUGGGUGGAUGCCUUGUAUUGUUGCAAUCAUGGGCUCUUUAUCGGAUGCCAUUCUUGGCAUCGGUGGGGGAGGUUCACGGCAUCAACAAGAGAGGGAAACAUGGACAGCAUUAA
Gossypium arboreum is the source of this 714-nucleotide messenger RNA. RefSeq names its product serine/threonine-protein phosphatase 7 long form homolog. The record is from RefSeq and is a predicted model, not a curated record. Gene Ontology annotation, biological process: meristem maintenance; meristem development. The transcript is spliced from 3 exons. NCBI's taxonomy places the organism in Eukaryota, Viridiplantae, Streptophyta, Magnoliopsida, Malvales, Malvaceae. The coding region runs from base 1 to 714 and encodes 237 amino acids.